This is a messenger RNA of Acomys russatus (golden spiny mouse), 2101 nucleotides long. RefSeq names its product septin 8 (gene Septin8). Gene Ontology annotation, cellular component: septin ring; cell division site; microtubule cytoskeleton. The record is from RefSeq and is a predicted model, not a curated record. The coding region runs from base 126 to 1415 and encodes 429 amino acids. NCBI's taxonomy places the organism in Eukaryota, Metazoa, Chordata, Mammalia, Rodentia, Muridae. Gene Ontology annotation, molecular function: molecular adaptor activity; GTP binding; GTPase activity. Gene Ontology annotation, biological process: cytoskeleton-dependent cytokinesis. The transcript has 10 exons.
CAGGAAGUGGCCAUAUUGAAUCCAUUCAGCCGCAGCCGCCCGGGCGGAGCGCGUCCCGCAGCCCGCUCGUCCUCGCCGCGGCUCCGGCGCUCCCCGCAGCCCGCCCGCCCGGUGCGCAGCUCACCAUGGCGGCUACCGACCUGGAACGCAUCUCGAACGCAGAGUCUGAGCCGCGGAGCCUGUCCCUGGGCGGCCAUGUGGGGUUCGACAGCCUCCCUGACCAGCUGGUCAGCAAGUCGGUCACUCAGGGCUUCAGCUUCAACAUUCUCUGUGUGGGGGAGACUGGGAUUGGCAAGUCCACGCUAAUGAACACACUCUUCAACACAACCUUUGAGACGGAGGAAGCUAGUCACCACGAAGAGUGUGUUCGCCUGCGGCCUCAGACCUACGACCUCCAAGAGAGUAACGUUCAUCUCAAACUGACCAUCGUGGAUGCUGUGGGCUUUGGGGACCAGAUCAACAAGGACGACAGUUACAGGCCCAUAGUUGAUUACAUCGACGCGCAGUUUGAAAACUAUCUCCAGGAGGAGUUGAAGAUCCGCCGUUCCCUCUUUGACUAUCAUGACACGAGGAUCCACGUUUGCCUCUACUUCAUCACACCCACUGGGCACUCCCUGAAAUCCCUGGAUCUGGUGACCAUGAAGAAACUGGACAGCAAGGUGAACAUAAUUCCCAUCAUUGCCAAGGCUGACACCAUCUCCAAGAGCGAGCUCCACAAGUUCAAGAUCAAGAUCAUGGGUGAGCUGGUCAGCAACGGGGUCCAGAUCUACCAGUUCCCCACUGACGACGAAGCUGUUGCUGAGAUUAACGCGGUCAUGAAUGCACACCUGCCUUUUGCCGUGGUGGGCAGCACAGAGGAGGUGAAAGUGGGCAACAAGCUAGUUCGAGCACGGCAGUACCCCUGGGGAGUGGUGCAGGUGGAGAACGAGAAUCACUGUGACUUCGUGAAGCUGCGGGAGAUGUUGAUCCGGGUGAACAUGGAGGACCUGCGCGAGCAGACCCACAGUCGGCACUACGAGCUCUACCGACGCUGCAAGCUGGAGGAGAUGGGCUUCCAGGACAGUGAUGGUGACAGCCAGCCCUUCAGCCUCCAGGAGACAUACGAGGCAAAGAGGAAGGAGUUCCUGAGCGAGCUGCAGAGGAAGGAGGAAGAGAUGAGACAGAUGUUCGUCAACAAAGUGAAGGAGACAGAGUUAGAGCUGAAGGAAAAGGAACGGGAGCUCCAUGAGAAGUUUGAGCACCUGAAGCGCAUCCACCAGGAGGAGAAGCGCAAGGUAGAGGAGAAGCGUCGGGAGCUGGAGGAGGAGACCAAUGCCUUCAACUGCAGGAAGGCAGCCAUGGAGGCUCUGCUGUCUCAGGCCAUGCACGCCACUUCACAGCAGCCCCUGAGGAAAGACAAGGACAAGAAGAAUUAAAGCACGCACAGACUUACAUGUCAAGAGCGGACUUUAGACUUUCAUGUGUUAAGUUGCUUGAGUUACACCUUGUGACCCUUCUCCCAUAACAUGGUGUGAGGAUGGACUGGGAGCCGGUACAGACUCCAGUGUUUACAGCCUUGCCUUGUCCCCACCGGCUGGCCCCAGGCUGCCUGGGCCUGGCCGCUGCCUACCCCUUCUCUAUGCAAAUGCGUCAAAGCCAUGAAUGCUGGAAUCCAAAACUGACAAGGUUUAUUUUUUCCAGAGCCGGUGGCUGGUCUUCCAUUUACAGUGUCACUAUUCCUUGAUGGAGCAGUUAUGUGCCACUCUAGUGAUGGCCCCAGGCCUAAUUACUCAACGUCAAUCCGGCGACUCAUGUGGUGCCCUAGGCGUGGCCUGUGGUCUGGUAUACACAUGCUGCAGAAUUCGCCUGGUUCCUCUCCAUUUUAAUUUUUCUAACCUAGAGAGCUUAAUUUCAAUAACUUUUUAAACAGUUCUAAAUUUUUAUGUUGGCACCAGUGUAAAGACAAAUAAUAUCUAUCUCUCCUGUUAUUUUCAUAAGUAACACAGAUUCCCUGAUUAUUUUUUUUUUUUUAAACUAAAAAGAUCUCUAAGCCUUCUUACAUAGAAAGCAUCCCUAUAAUAUAUAGGGAGAAGUGGGAAAUAAAGUUCCUAUUGUGACAGUG